Messenger RNA from Arachis stenosperma, 1125 nucleotides. Its product is annotated as F-box protein At5g07610-like. The record is from RefSeq and is a predicted model, not a curated record. The coding region runs from base 1 to 1125 and encodes 374 amino acids. Gene Ontology annotation, molecular function: protein binding. NCBI's taxonomy places the organism in Eukaryota, Viridiplantae, Streptophyta, Magnoliopsida, Fabales, Fabaceae. The transcript has a single exon.
AUGAGUGACAACAAAGAGUUAAUCUCUUCUUUAGUGGAAACAAUUGAAGGAAACGAUUACUUACUCACUCAAAUCCUUAUUCGUGUGCCUCUCAGAGAUAUCAUAACCUUCAAAUAUGUCUCCAAGUGGUGGCUCUCUCUCAUCUCUGAUCCUUUCUUCAGCCACUGCCACGCCACCGUAAAACAAAGAGUUUCCGGUUUGUUCUUAGAUCUCGCCUCCGACACUGGAUUGUAUCAGGAAGUGAAAUUCUUCUACUUAGACAAGAAAACCUAUCGCUCAUCCUUUUCAUCAUUCUUUUCCAAAAACCCCAAUCUACGUUCUUCACUGACAACACAAUCUUGCAAUGGUUUGAUGCUACUUGAAUCGAAAGAUCCCGUGUUUAUCUAUAACCCAACCACCGAAGAUAAGAAAACCUUACCCUCUUGCUUUCCAUUGUUUGAUUCAUUAAAUUUGCAUUACUCUCUAGCUUUUGAUCUAAUGCGUUUUCUCGGUUAUAAGGCUAUCUGCAUUUUUUAUGGCGUGAAUUCAAAGAAUGAAUGCUUCCAAAGCAUGAUUUACUCUUCGAAAUCCGGUGUGUGGAAGCGCGGUUGUUCCUUCCCGCCUACCUUCCCCGUUGAUUUCCAUAGGGCGACCUAUUUCAAGGACUCAAUUUAUUGGAUCGGAAGCAAAACGACACGGCGUUUUGAUCUGAAGGAAGAGUGCAUGAAGGAUGACAUGCCUCCGUUGCCACCGGAACCUUGUCAUUAUGGAUACCUUCUUACGCCUGUAUGCGGUUACAUGAAUUUGGCUGGAUUUGAAUCUGGUGAGUUCUCUGUUUGCGUCUUUUGGUUGAAGGUAGAUUAUUCUUCACCAAGGUGGGUUCACAUGCACAACAUUAUUCUUCGAUCUUUAAUUUUUCAAACUGCUUUUGAUAGAAUUGGAUACCCUUAUACUUAUAAAUGCGACGAUUUGUGCUCUGUAAGAUACGAAUACGUUUACAGUAUAAUACAUCUCAUUAAAGAUAAUGAGGAUGACAUGGGUUCGUUGAUACACCUACUGGACAAAGUUGUUGUUCUACCGGUCUCCAGAGGCAUCCUCAAGUGUGGCUUCACUUUCUCUCUCUUCGAUCUGACUCCACCCAGCUGA